ACGUCAGUCGACGUCACGUCAUUCGAUUCGAUUGCAUUUCGUUGAAUCGUGUUGCUGUUAUCCGGCUUAAAGUAAUAUAAUUGCUUUAAAUUAACACAAAUUUGUAAUGAACUUAUUUUAAAUACUUACAAAAUGCGGAUAACAAAUUUAAGACGCGGAAGGAUCGCGCGAAUGGGUGGUGUAUGUGCAAUUUUACUGAUGCUCAUUUACGCUCUACACAAGUGGUCAAAUGAAAACGUCGUCAAACAAGAGGAUGUAAUAGUUUCGGACUCCCUUAGUAAUUCUUUCAAAUCGCACCAUCAUGUUUAUCCGACCCUGAAAACCGAUGUGUUGGGUAACUUCGAACCCAAAGCGCGGCGGUCGGUGGUCGGGCCCGGCGAGGAAGGCAAGCCCUACCACAUGUCACAGGACCGCGCCAACGACGUGGCCGAGUCGGAGAGCGAGUACGGCAUGAACAUAGCCGCCUCCGACAUGAUCGCCAUGAACAGGUCGAUCCCCGACACGCGCUUGGAAGAGUGCAAAUACUGGCACUAUCCAACAGAGUUGCCCUCUACGUCGGUGAUCAUUGUGUUCCAUAACGAGGGCUUCUCCGUACUGAUGCGCACCGUGCACACCGUCAUCGAUCGCUCGCCGCCGAACAUACUGCACGAGGUGGUGCUGGUGGAUGAUUAUUCCGAUAAGGAUAACCUGAAGUCAAAUCUCGAUAACUACAUAAAGCGAUGGAAAGGCAAAGUGCGUUUAAUUCGCAAUUCGCAGAGAGAGGGGCUUAUCAGAACCCGCUCCAGGGGCGCCCAGGAGGCGACAGGGGAUGUUAUAGUGUUCCUCGAUGCUCAUUGCGAGGUCAACGUGAACUGGCUGCCGCCGCUGCUCGCGCCCAUUUACCGAGACUACAAGACUAUGACCGUCCCAGUUAUAGAUGGAGUCGACCACAGGACCUUCGAGUACAGGCCCGUGUACGCACACGACACCAACUUCAGAGGCAUCUUCGAGUGGGGAAUGCUCUACAAAGAAAACGAAGUACCCGACCGAGAAGCCAGCAAACACUCGCACAAAUCCGAGCCUUACAAGAGCCCUACACACGCGGGCGGUCUUUUUGCCAUAAACAGGAAGUAUUUCCUGGAAAUCGGAGCAUAUGACCCCGGUUUAUUAGUUUGGGGGGGCGAGAAUUUCGAGCUCAGCUUUAAAAUUUGGCAGUGCGGCGGCAGCAUCGAGUGGGUGCCGUGUUCCAGAGUAGGUCACGUUUACAGAGCAUUCAUGCCCUACUCGUUUGGCAACUUGGCGAAGAAUCGCAAGGGUUCCCUGAUAACUAUAAACUACAAGAGAGUAAUCGAAACGUGGUUCGACGAGGAGCACAAGGAAUAUUUCUACACUAGAGAGCCGAUGGCGAGGUUCUUGGAUAUGGGGGAUAUAAGCGAGCAAGUGGCCUUGAAGGAGAAGCUCAAGUGCAAGGACUUCAAGUGGUUCAUGGACAACGUGGCGUACGACGUGUACGACAAGUUCCCCAAGCUGCCGAAGAACGUGCGCUGGGGCAUGGUGCGCAACAAGGCCGGGAACGUGUGCCUCGACACCAUGGGCAAGGCGGCGCCUGCAUAUAUUGGCACGUCGACAUGUCACGGCGCCGGCAACAACCAGCUGUUCCGGCUGAACGCGGCCGGCCAGCUCGGCGUCGGCGAGCGCUGCGUCGAGGCCGACGCCGACAGCGUCAAGCAGGCCAUCUGCCGGCUCGGCACCGUCGACGGGCCCUGGAGGUACGACGAAGAGAACCACCAUAUAAUCCACCGGCUGCACGGCUACUGCCUAACGCUGCAGCCGCACGCGCGCACCCUGGCGCUGGCGCCCUGCGACCCGCGCAACACCUACCAGCAGUGGACCAUCACCCACAAAAAGCCCGGCUGGUGAUACCCCACACUCUAACUCUAAAUACUAUACCUAUGUGUUCGAGGCCAUGCUGACGCGUGCGACGGUGUGAAGCAAAAAAACGAAAAGUGGCCUAAAAUGUGCGGCUAAAUAGAUCUUACUCGU
This is a messenger RNA of Cydia amplana, 2022 nucleotides long. RefSeq names its product N-acetylgalactosaminyltransferase 7 (gene Pgant7). Lineage: Eukaryota; Metazoa; Arthropoda; Insecta; Lepidoptera; Tortricidae. The coding region runs from base 133 to 1899 and encodes 588 amino acids. Gene Ontology annotation, cellular component: Golgi apparatus. Gene Ontology annotation, molecular function: polypeptide N-acetylgalactosaminyltransferase activity. Gene Ontology annotation, biological process: protein O-linked glycosylation. The record is from RefSeq and is a predicted model, not a curated record. The transcript is spliced from 6 exons.